UAAUGGUACUAUUGUGCAAUAUUAUUCGUAGAUCAGAUUUAUUUUACUUUAGAAUAGAUAAGGUAAAACCAGAUUAUCUAAAUGGUAUGUCUAUUAUGACGAUGCUGAAAAAGUUAAAUUGCAAAACGAAGUCCAUCGAUUGAUUGUUUGCAGAGACACCAAGCACACUAAUUUUCUUGAAGUACUCAUUUCUAUUAAUUACAAUAGUUUAGGAAUUACAAGAUCAUUUAUAAACGAUAUGCUGGUUUGUUUUUUGCUUUGUGUGUCGACGUAUCAGACAAUGAACUUACCAUGCUUGAAUUAAUACACCUUUACGUUGAAGUCUUAGACAAAUAUUUUGGAAACGUCUGUGAAUUGGACAUCGUCUUUAACUUUAACAAAGUAACAAAAAUAUUAAUUAAAGGCAUAUUCAAUCAUAGAUGAGAUGAUUGUUGGUGGGGAAAUAAUUGAAACAUCUAAGUAAGUCAUAAUUAAUGCUGUCAAGAAUAUUGAAUUAUUAGAUUGA
Messenger RNA from Paramecium pentaurelia, 505 nucleotides. NCBI's taxonomy places the organism in Eukaryota, Ciliophora, Oligohymenophorea, Peniculida, Parameciidae. The record is from the annotation of a GenBank genome assembly.